AUGACUUCCGUAUUGUCAACUUGUAAUGAUAAUGCAACAGCAAAUUUAUCCACCACAAAUAACUAUGUAUCCGCAAUUUCCAACUCAAAUGUAACAAAUAUUUCUUCACGAAAUGUACUACUUCCGUCAAUACCUCCAAGAGCAUUUGCUCGUUCAAACAUUACUUCAAAAAAUUUUCCACCAGAUUAUUUACCUUCCUACUCGAUAGUAGUAGAAGACAUGCCGCCAGAGUAUCCAGUAGAUCAAGAACCGCUACUUGAUUCUCCUCCAAAUGAUAAUAUUCCAAGAAUAGAUGAUUCUUUUUUAAUCGAACCAUUGAUGUAUCUGGCUCCAGUACAACCACAACAAUUUUGGCCUAUUACUAAAAGGCUUUAUAUUUAUGGCUUUAUAAUAUGGCCACUUUGGUUAAUUGGUUCUUUAUUCGUUUUAUUUGGUAAUGAAUAUAAAUUUAAAAAACAAGAAACUAACUCGAGUGAAGGAAGAAGUGAUAAUAAAUUUAAUACUGGAAGAUUGAAAUGGGCUAAAAGGUGUUUAUUUAAUUUCUUAAUCUUUGCUUCGGUUUCUAUUUAUAUUUGUAUCGCUCUUAAUAAGAGUAAAGGAAAGCUUUAUUAA
Messenger RNA from Funneliformis geosporum, 612 nucleotides. NCBI's taxonomy places the organism in Eukaryota, Fungi, Glomeromycota, Glomeromycetes, Glomerales, Glomeraceae. The record is from the annotation of a GenBank genome assembly.